AUUAGUUUUAUAACUCAACCUGUUGUUAUAGAUCUAUAUCUAUUUUCUAUAUCUAGAUUUAGAGUGUUGAACAAAGUUAGAAUUUAACAUGCCAACAGAUACACGUCGCAUAACUGGUCCUGAGACUUCGCGCAGCCCCUACGAUUACUGUCAGAUUGAAAUUUCCAAAGAAGAGAAUCAGAAUGAAUUGAUCAAAAGUGAUAAGAAACGCAAGGAUGGAAGAUUAGCAGCACAGCUAAGACCAAUAUUUCUGAAAGCCAAUGUUAUAAGUCAAGCAAGAGGUUCUAGUUACAUUGAAAUGGGUCAAACAAAAGUCAUAUGUGCAGUCUAUGGUCCUAGAGAAGUGAUGCGGAGGGAAGACUUCAGUUUAAAGGGUCAGCUGACAUGUGAUUUCAAAUUCACCACAUUUUCCUGUCGUCAAAGGCGGCAGCACCAGCAGGACAACCAAGAAAAAGACUUGUCAGUACAGAUGCUAGAGGCGUUGGAGCCGGCAGUCUGUUUGCACAAAUACCCAAAGUCACAGAUCAAUAUUUAUGCCACAGUUUUACAAAAUGACGGUUCAGCUCUCUCUGCAGCAAUCAUGUGUGCUUCUGUGGCUUUAGCGACAGCUGGAAUUGAAAUGUAUGAUCUAGUACUCGCAUCUUCUUUGGGAGUGUUGAACACGGUCCUACUUGUUGAUCCAACCCUACAGGAGGAAGAAAACAUAGCCAAUGAAACAGGCAAGUCACCACAGAAUGCAGGGACCAUGACAUUAGCAUUUCUUCCAUCCCUGAAUCAGGUCUCCGCCAUGACCUCAGAUGGGCAAUUUUUAUUUGACAUGAUCAACAAGAGUAUGCAACAGUGUAUAGAGAACUGCCAGAAACUCUAUCCAGUGUUACAACAGUGCUUAGUAGAAGAUGUCAAAGAAAAAGCCAAUCUCACUCAUGCAUAAAAAAAUAUAUUGAAUUCAUUAUCAUGACCAAUUGAAUAAAAUGUUUUGUUGUAGACAUUGCUCAAAUCAA
This is a messenger RNA of Biomphalaria glabrata, 1001 nucleotides long. RefSeq names its product exosome complex component MTR3-like. Bases 89 to 931 code for a protein of 280 amino acids. Gene Ontology annotation, cellular component: nucleolus; nuclear exosome (RNase complex); cytoplasmic exosome (RNase complex). The transcript has 9 exons. NCBI's taxonomy places the organism in Eukaryota, Metazoa, Mollusca, Gastropoda, Planorbidae. Gene Ontology annotation, biological process: U4 snRNA 3'-end processing; rRNA catabolic process; nuclear mRNA surveillance. The record is from RefSeq and is a predicted model, not a curated record.